Molecule: messenger RNA, 212 nt
Organism: Cetraspora pellucida
Lineage: Eukaryota; Fungi; Glomeromycota; Glomeromycetes; Diversisporales; Gigasporaceae
Source: the annotation of a GenBank genome assembly
AUUUAUUAGUAAUAUUUAAAUAUAAUAAAGAUAGGAAGAUAUAUAUAGCAUUAAUAUUAUUUGCUAAUGAUGUUCCAGCUGCAAGAAAGAUUUGUAAUCAUGCAAGUCAUAUAGUUAAAUGUUAUCAUUGCCCAAAACAUUUAAAAUAUGAUCCUGAUACUAAAAAAUCCACUAUAAUGAAUAAAUAUGAACAAUAUAUUAAAGAUACAGAA